AUGUCGGUUGUUUGUGGGCGUAAAAGGUAUACUAGGGAUGAGGUGCUGGCUUGCAAAGAACUCGCAAAUUUGAUCGUUCUUCCCUUCCUUUCCUUGCCUACACCAGUUCCCCGAGGCAAUCGAAAGAAAUCCCAGUCAAACGACAUUGAAGAAUGCCUCAUGCACCAAACCACCGGGGAACAUGCUCAUCCUCCAAGCCGUUUAACUAUCCCAGAUCCUAAGAUUCCGACUGGGGGAGCGCGUAAGGGGGAGCUGGGGGGGCUCUGGGGGGGCUCGGCUGGGCGGGGGAGCUUUGGGGGGGGGGGGGGGGGGAGGGGGGGCUGGGGUGGGGAGCUGGGGGCGGGCUGGGCGUGUAGGGGGGGGGGCAGCUGGGCGGUGGGGGGGGGGCUGGGGCUGGCGGGGGGGGGUGGGGAUGGGGGGGCUGGCCCGGGGUGGAGGGGGGGGGCGCUGGAGGGGCUGGGGGCGGGGAGGGGGGCCGGGGCUGGGGCUGGGGCUGGGGGGGCGCUGGGGGGGGGGUAG
This is a messenger RNA of Dicrocoelium dendriticum, 519 nucleotides long. Lineage: Eukaryota; Metazoa; Platyhelminthes; Trematoda; Plagiorchiida; Dicrocoeliidae. The record is from the annotation of a GenBank genome assembly.